AUGGACAAAGUGAACCGCGUGCUGAAGGUGGUGCGCCGAAUGUCCCCCAGGAAGAGGGAGCGUCCCGCGCUGGAGGACCUGUGGGAGCUGGACAGCCCGGGGACCUGCCAGGACAGCUUGUGCUCCCUCGGCCGCUGUCUCUGCGAUGAUGGGCCGUACUCCAAGGGGAACAAGGACUCUGUCGGGAACGACAGCUCGCUGGCCUGUCGGAGACAGAGCAUCCCAGAAGAGUUUCGGGGGGUGACGGUAGUGGAGCUGAUUAAGAAGGAGGGCAGCACGCUGGGCCUCACCAUCUCCGGGGGAACGGACAAGGACGGCAAGCCCCGCGUUUCAAACCUGCGGCCUGGGGGCCUGGCUGCCAGGAGCGAUCAGCUCAACGUGGGGGAUUACAUCAAGUCUGUCAACGGCAUCAACCUGACCAAGCUGCGGCACGAUGAGAUCAUCAGCCUCCUGAAGAACGUGGGGGAGAGGGUGGUGCUGGAGGUGGAGUACGAGCUCCCUCCGUCAGCUCCAGACAGUACCUCAGGUGUUCUUUCCAAGACAAUCGAGAUAUGUUUGCACAAGGAAGGCAACAGUUUUGGCUUCGUCAUGCGAGGAGGUUCUCAUGAAGACUGGCACAAGUCGCGCCCCCUAGUGGUGACAUACGUGCGACCAGGCGGCCCCGCCGACAGAGAGGGGACCCUGAAAGUGGGGGACCGUCUCCUGAGUGUGGACGGGGUGCCCCUGCCCAGUGCGAGCCACGCGGACGCCCUGACAGUGCUGAGCCAGAGCAGCCAGGAGGCGCUGUUUCAGAUUGAGUACGACGUGUCCAUCAUGGACUCGGUGACCAAUGCCUCAGGCCCCCUGCUGGUGGAAAUCGCCAAGUCUCCCGGGACGUCGCUGGGCAUCACCCUAGCAACCGCCACGCACAGGAACAAGCAGGUCAUCGUCAUCGACAAGAUCAAACCUGCCAGUGUGGUAGACAGGUGUGGGGCGCUGCACGUGGGGGACCACAUCCUGUCGAUCGACGGGACGAGCACAGAGCACUGUGGGCUGCUGGAGGCCAUGCAGCUGCUGGCCAGCACGGCGGACCAGGCCAAGCUGGAGAUCCUGCCCCACCACCACAGCCGGCUGCCCAGCCAGCCCCAGGACUCCGUGAAAGUGCAAAAGAGUGACCAUCCACAUUCGUGGGACCCCUGUGUCAACUACUGCCAGACCCAACACCCCCCUAGCCACUGCAAGACACCAACAUGGACAUCUUCCAGCAACCCCACCAACAGCCAAGACUACUGCAAAUCCCUGGUUUCCAGCAGCUUCUCUCCCGGCUCCACCACCACGUCGGGCUUCACCAGCCAGAACUCCUCCACCCUGCCGCGCACCACCAUUCCCAUGAGCCCCCGCAACUCCAUGCUGAAGAGGAGGCAGAGGAAGAAAGAGCACAAGAGCUCGCCCUCUCUUUCCGCUCCCUCAGUGUCGCUGGCGUCCAGUUCGGUGGGGCCAGGGGGGCAGAUCGUGCACACGGAGACCAGCGAGGUCACCCUGAGGGGCGACCCCCUCAACGGAUUCGGGGUCCAGCUCCAAGGGGGCAUCUUCGCCACGGAAACACUCUCGGCCCCCCCGGUCAUCCGCUUCAUCGAGCCGGACAGUCCCGCUGAGAGGUGCGGCUUGCUCCAGGUGGGGGACAGGCUCCUGUCAAUCAACGGCAUUCCCACAGAGGACGGAACACUGGAGGAGGCCAAUCAGCUGCUCCGAGACGCAGCUCUGACCAAUAAAGUCACUCUGGAGAUUGAGUUUGAUGUAGCAGAGUCGGUGGUUCCCAGCAGUGGUACGUUCCACGUGAAGCUUCCCAAGAAGAAAGGAGUGGAGCUGGGAAUCACCAUUAGCGCAAGCAAGAAACCGGAUGAGCCACUGAUCAUCUCUGACAUUAAGAAGGGCAGCAUGGCGCACAGAACUGGCACCCUGGAGCCCGGAGACAAGCUGCUGGCCAUCGAUAACAUCCGGCUGGAGAACUGCUCCAUGGAGGACGCCGUGCAGAUCCUGCUGCAGAGCGAGGACCUGGUCAAGCUCAAGAUCCGCAAGGACGAGGACAACUCCGAUGAACAAGAGACCUCUGGCUCCAUAAUCUACACGGUGGAGCUGAAACGGUACGGCGGGCCCCUGGGAAUCACCAUCUCUGGCACGGAGGAGCCCUUCGACCCCAUCGUCAUCUCCGGCCUCACCAAGAGAGGCCUGGCUGAACGGACCGGGGCCAUCCACACGGGAGACCGCAUCCUGGCCAUCAACAGCGUGAGCCUGAAGGGGAAGCCCCUGAGCGAGGCCAUCCACCUGCUGCAGGUCGCCGGGGAGACCGUCACGCUCAAGAUCAAGAAGCAAGUGGACACCAACUGUGAGCAGAAGAAGAAGUCGGGUCUGGAGAGCGAGCUGAGCGAUGAAGAGGAGGAGAUGAGCGACUCACAGAAGACCACCAAGCUGUCGGAGGUCUACUCCGCCACCAUCCCCAGCGUGGACUCCGCUAUGGAGUCCUGGGACGGGUCGGGCGUCGACGGAGGUUACGGGACGCAAGGGACGUACGUGCAGCAGGGCGCGGGAAUGGCCCUUCAUCCCCACGAGUGGCGCAGUGCCAAGCAGAGGAACAGCACGCCCCCUCAAGGCCGUCGCAAGAACUACCCCUUCAGCGACGCUGGCUUCAGCGAGGACGAGUGGGACAAGCCCCCCGGGUAUUCUGCCCAUCCACACAACAACGGUCUGAUCCUGGACCAUGAGGACAGCUUCUGGUGCCAGGCACUGGAGGACCUGGAGACCUGCGGCCAGUCGGAGCUCCUCAGGGAGAUCGAGGCUUCCAUCAUGACAGGCAGUGCCCUGAGCCUGGGCAUGGAGGGGACCAAGGCCCACCCAGACCUGGGGGUCCAGGCCAGGACCAGCCCGGUGCGGAAGACUUCCCACCCGUACGGCGAGGCCAAGGGCAGGGGCACACUGCGCAUGUCCGAAAAAACAUGGGAGUCGCGCAGGAUCAAGGAGGAAAUGCAGGAGAUCCUGUCGCCCACUCCUCUAGAGCUGCACAAGGUGACGGUGAUGAAGGAUCCGGAGAGCGAUGACUUUGGCUUCAGUGUCUCUGAUGGCUUCUUGGAGAAGGGCGUUUACGUCAACAUGAUUCGGCCGGACGGCCCAGCAGAGCGAGCAGGGCUGAAGCCAUACGACAGGAUUCUACAGGUGAACCACGUCCGGACCAGGGAUUUUGACUGCUGCCUGGCUGUCCCCCUUAUCACAGAGGCAGGGGACAAACUGGAGCUGGUCAUCAGCAGGAACCCCCUGACGCAGGCAUCCGUGGGACAGCAUCGAGACUGCGAGGACCCCUCAACCACACUGCCCAACAGCCGAGAGUUCAAGACCAACACCAUGGAUCUGUAA
Messenger RNA from Conger conger (European conger), 3387 nucleotides. RefSeq names its product glutamate receptor interacting protein 2b (gene grip2b). The transcript has 24 exons. The record is from RefSeq and is a predicted model, not a curated record. Gene Ontology annotation, biological process: neurotransmitter receptor transport, endosome to postsynaptic membrane. The coding region runs from base 1 to 3387 and encodes 1128 amino acids. Gene Ontology annotation, molecular function: protein binding. NCBI's taxonomy places the organism in Eukaryota, Metazoa, Chordata, Actinopteri, Anguilliformes, Congridae.